Pocillopora damicornis (cauliflower coral) is the source of this 2691-nucleotide messenger RNA. Its product is annotated as centromere protein I. The record is from RefSeq and is a predicted model, not a curated record. Gene Ontology annotation, biological process: mitotic sister chromatid segregation; CENP-A containing chromatin assembly. Lineage: Eukaryota; Metazoa; Cnidaria; Anthozoa; Scleractinia; Pocilloporidae. Gene Ontology annotation, cellular component: kinetochore; inner kinetochore.
UGUUUUCAAAAUGGAACUUGCUCUGUGAUCAUCGGCAAGCUAAUUUUCUUGAUAAAUUUCUCCUUGCCAGGCCUUAGUUUUGCGAAAUCAAUAAUGAGCGACGAUGAAUCAAAUAUUUUCAAAGCUGAAGAAGCCAUCAAGUUUUUAGAAAAUGGAGAUCCGAAAGUCGAGACUUCCCUAGCAGUUGAAAGGAUUGAAAGUGUUGCUCAUAGCGAUGGUCUUCCACCUGAUCAACUUGUGAAUUUAGUCAAGAUAGCCACUAGUGGAAAAUAUGAUGAUAGUAUUUCUUCAAGACUUGUCAGAUCCCUGAUUCCACAGAAAUCAGUUCCUAGUAUAACAGUCGUGAUCAUAGCCUCAAGGAUUUGUAAUAUCCAUCUAUCUAUGAGGAUAAAGAGUUUGUUAGUUCGAUGGAUUAUACUCAUCUUUAACUUCAUUGAUGAUCUGAAAGAUGUGCAUUCUCUCUAUGGAAUCUUCUUCCUCCUUUUGGAAAGUGAAACUUUGUGUCCUCACUUAUGCCAUCUCUUGUAUUACCUGACAAGAAAGGAGGAUGUGAAGAAUUUUAGGAUCAGAAAACUGCUGGAUCUACAAAAUCACAGGGGAGUGAAGCCUUAUCAGUCUGCCUUACUUUCUGUUUACAAGAUACAUUGUCCAAACCUUUUCACCAUGACAGCAACAGCUUCAACUAAGAGAUUAUGGUUCAAGGAAACCGAUGAAUCCUGGAAAGAGGCAAUCAAGAAAGUUCAGCUCAAAUAUAAUGCAAGAAAACCAGUGGAAAGUUUUUUUCUUCCAGUGAGGACAUCUAAUCGUGUUGCGGUGACAAAGAGACGAAAACUUCCCGGAAACAUCAUUCCCGAACUACAGACUACCACGAUAAAUGAAAAGAAAACUUCCAUCGAGCAGCUCUUUUCCUUUAAGGAUCUACUUGCAAACAUUGAAAAUAUAGAGUUUCCAAGUCAGGUAGCCUCAGUGAUCAACUCGCCGUUCCUGCAGCACGUUUUGAGCUGUAAUCCAGACUUUGUCGUGUUACAAAGAUUCAACUUCUGGGUCAAUCAUACCUUGUGCGAAGAGUUACUUAACAGUUCAACGUCAAAAUCUGAUUCUUAUACCUGGAUGUUGUUGCAGCAUUUAAACCACUUCACAGGCUUCCUCCAAGAAUCUGUCCCGGCUGUGGAAGCUUUCUUGGUUCGAUUCCUUUUUACAUGGAACGGACUGGAUUUCAGACCAUUGAUUCUUCAGCUCGUAACUCAUCUUAGUAUGUGGCCGUUUCAACGUUUGAAUGAUUUAGUUCUUGAACCGCUUAGAAAACUUUUCUUUUCAUCACCAAUUUACGUGAAGUGUCAAGUUAUUUACUGUUUUACUGAACUGCUGAGAAAUUUCUUAGCGGUUGAGUUACCGCGGCAACAAGAAUUACUUCAAGAGGAGCGUUCCCAAAGAGCACGUGAUCUGGCUAAUGUCUCGUUGUUUGUUGAAGACGAAGUUGAGGCUUUUGAUCCUCUGAAGACCAUUUAUGAUUUCAUACAGUUUGUGGAUAGGGUUUGUGUUGUGGGUUUGCAGGUCGAAAAAGACCAUGCGCUGCUGCAGCAUUGGGUUUUAAACUUCUUUGAACUGGUUUCAACUUCCCAUCAACAGUUUUCUUUGCCAUUUGUCCUUAUUCCUUCCUCUGGGAUCAUCUACAGAAUGUUAUUUUCUAGUAAUUCCAUGGCUUUGUCAAGAUUGUGUCAAAUCAUCGUCAACUUCAAGAAGGAGUUUGAAUCUUUGAAGAUAACACAAGGAGAGUCUCAGGUUUCUCCUUUGGGGUUCCCCGAUGGAUUUCAAAGCAUCCAGAGAUUUAACCAGUAUAUCUUAGAUAUCUGUGACAGUUUGUGGAGAAACAAAGCUUUUAUAGACAGAGACAAAUCAUUUUGUUUCAGCAUGCCAAGCUCGGUGACAGACUCCCUCGAUGUGCGUCAUAUGAACGAGUUGUUCUCAAUCCACCAUCAUAUAUCUUUGGCAGGGGAGGCCUGGAAAUUUCUUCAUCAGACUCAGCCGACCGGGAUGAAGCUCACGCCAAGUCUUAUCAAGGGACGCUCUAGACGUGCUUACAUGGAGUUUUUGAGGCAGAGAAGCUUUGGUGGGAUUCUGGUAUUUUUGAAAACAUUUAUUAGACCACGUUCAUGACAUCAGCUCGCAGAGUGACGACGGUAGUGAAGACUACAAAUACUCCAGUUUUAACGGCCCUUUUAAAAGCUGCGUGACUUCAAACAGAAACAGAAGCCAAAGAGAGUUCACAAUUACAUCGAGGGAGAGUUUUUCUUUACUCUUUUACUCCUGACAUAUCUCCUUUGAGUAUUGUUGAGAAAACGAUUUGAAACUAUAUAAGAGGUGACAGACGUCAAACAUGAAAUAGAAGUGUUUUGGAACCGGAAUAAGCCUUAUGAGUCUUCAUGAAGGACUAUAUACCGCAGCUUAUGUGCCUUACAAGUUUAAAUAUUCAUGAUUGCGCCUAUUAUCAUGUAAUAUAUUUUUAAGAACAAAAACGUUCGAGGUAAUACACACUGCCAAGUCUGCCUAUGAGACAUUGUGAAAAAAAGUUUUAUUGUUCAUUAUUUUUGGAUUCUUAUACCUCUCAGAAAUGUAUUUAACUGUACCGAUAUCAGCAUCUUGUAAACUAGGUAUGGCUAAUCUUGUAACAAUAACAAACAAGCAAACUGA